Messenger RNA from Cinclus cinclus, 1129 nucleotides. RefSeq names its product TATA-box binding protein like 1 (gene TBPL1). The transcript has 7 exons. Gene Ontology annotation, biological process: DNA-templated transcription initiation. NCBI's taxonomy places the organism in Eukaryota, Metazoa, Chordata, Aves, Passeriformes, Cinclidae. Gene Ontology annotation, molecular function: general transcription initiation factor activity; DNA binding. The record is from RefSeq and is a predicted model, not a curated record. The coding region runs from base 118 to 669 and encodes 183 amino acids.
GUGAGAUUCCCAGCAGCGGGAAUAGGGAAGGGUGCUCGUGCUUCCUCAGCUGGGACGCGCAAACGGAUGUGAUCUUCGUGGUGAGCUGGUGGGAAAAUUGAGUUGUAAAUCACCCCAAUGGAUGCGGACAGUGAUGUUGCACUGGACAUUUUAAUCACAAAUGUAGUGUGUGUUUUUAGAACAAGAUGUCAUUUAAACUUGAGGAAGAUUGCAUUAGAGGGAGCAAAUGUGAUAUACAAGCGUGAUGUUGGGAAGGUUUUAAUGAAGCUUAGGAAACCUAGGAUUACGGCCACAAUUUGGUCCUCAGGAAAAGUUAUUUGCACAGGAGCCACAAGUGAAGAAGAAGCUAAAUUUGGUGCCAGACGACUAGCUCGUAGUCUACAGAAACUAGGUUUUCAGGUAAUUUUCACAGAUUUUAAAGUUGUGAAUGUUUUAGCAGUGUGCAACAUGCCCUUUGAGAUCAGAUUACCGGAAUUUACGAAGAAUAACAGACCUCAUGCGAGUUAUGAACCAGAACUUCAUCCUGCCGUGUGUUACAGAAUAAAAUCUCUCAGAGCUACCUUACAGAUUUUUUCCACAGGCAGUAUCACAGUUACAGGGCCAAACGUAAAGGCUGUUGCCAGUGCUGUGGAACAGAUUUAUCCAUUCGUGUUUGAAAGCAGGAAAUAAAUUUUGUAAUUCACCACUUGAUGGUUAGGUUCCCUAACCGAGCACCUUCAAAGACUGCUGCACAUUGGACUAAAAGCAAAAAGGAAAACUGGACCAACCAUAGCAGAGGAAUACAGACUCUUUUACUUGCUCGUGGCCACAGUAUAGACUCCAGUUCUUUUGGAUUUUACUCUUAACAGUGCUGUAUUGUAAAAACAGAAGUUUACAAGAUAUGAAAUUGCUGCUUUUAAAAAGACAUUCUAUUUAUUUUUGCAGUAAUUUCUGUGUAUUCAUAAGCAAAGCUGUCACGAUGUGCACUACCUUUAAGACUUUUUUUUUUUUAGCUUGAGCUUGUGUUUUAUUUGUGAAUAGUCUUUUACAUUUUUGUAUGCUGAAUAUUGGGCACCAAAGAAGCUGUAAAAGUUAUCUUUUUCACCUGAUGAAUGUGCACAAAUAAAAGUUUGGAAAAUAUUUCUCUUCA